AUGGCGCACCCUGGCACCGCCCAUAAAUACACCAAAGGCCUCAUCGCCUUCGAACAUGCCUCGCCUCACCCUUCGUCCUCCUACAACACCAUCCUCUGGAUAGGCGGGCUGACAGACGGCCUCCUCACCGUCCCCUACCCUUCCCUAAUUGCCGCAUCACUCCCACCCACCUGGUCUCUCGCCGAAAUCCUCCUCACAUCCUCGUACAGCGGCUGGGGCACCGGUAGCCUGGCGCGCGACGCGACUGAACUAGGGGAAUGUGUGGCACAUUUCAAGAAGCUGAGACCGGGCAAGAAGAUUGUGCUUAUGGGACAUUCAACGGGGUGUCAGGAUAUCAUGGAAUACAUGCUUGGCAAGGGAGCAGAGGGGAGGGACAAAGUAGAUGGCGUGAUACUACAGGGUGGUGUAAGUGAUAGGGAGGCGUGGGAAGAUUACUACAAAGAAGGGGAAAGGAGAAAGCAACUAGAAGACGCGAUCCGGUCAUCCAAAGAACUAGUAGACGCAGGCAAAGGCGAAGAAAUCUUAUCACCAGAAAGAAAUUCCGUCUUCAAAGAUAUGGGCGGCCCACUCAACGCCUACCGCGCAUACUCCCUCCUCGCUAAAGGUGGCGACGACGACUACUUCUCCAGCGAUCUGCCCGACUCCCACUUCACCUCAACAUUCGGCCGUAUACCACCAACAACACCCGUCUGCUUCCUCCUCGGCUCCGACGACCCCUACGUCCCCGCGAGCAUCGACCGAGCAGCCCUACUCCAGCGCUGGACAAGGAUAAUACGGGAAGGCGGUGGUGUUGUGGAUGAUGAAGAUGGUGGUGUGGUACCGGGUGCACAUCAUAAUCUUGAUGGGGAUCCGGAAGAGGUUGUGCAGGAUCUUGUGAGGAGGGUGCUUGAAUUUGUUACGGGAUUGGGUGGAGAGAGGGCAUGGAAUAGUUAG
Alternaria novae-zelandiae is the source of this 933-nucleotide messenger RNA. RefSeq lists its product as uncharacterized. The transcript has a single exon. The record is from RefSeq and is a predicted model, not a curated record. Lineage: Eukaryota; Fungi; Ascomycota; Dothideomycetes; Pleosporales; Pleosporaceae. Bases 1 to 933 code for a protein of 310 amino acids.